UUGAACAUUUAAAGAGAAAUCAAACAGCUACCUUGAAUCGGCCAGCAAACCAUGACAGAAGAUAUACAGAAGAGGUUUCAUUCAAUUAUGGGCAAACUAUUCCAUGCUCCGAAGCCAAAGAAAUCCCGCCAGGAUCUUUUAUUCUCUGGAUCUCUCCUUUCUUUCGUCGAAUUCGUCUCCGUCAGGAUGCGCGGGAAUCCGACAUUGACUACGUCGAUGGCCGAACUGAACUCGGGAGAAGACACAGUGGGAGGACUCGAGCGUUCCGCCAUCCAUGUUGGGUCGGCGCAAGCUCCGCUUUGCAGACUGUGGCAUCGAGGCGAUCUUAUGAAGAGGUUAGCUGCAUUCAAGGCGAUGACGUGGUUCGGCAAACCCAAGGUAACAAGUGCUGUAAACUGUGCCAGGAGAGGUUGGUUCAAUGUAGAGACGGACAUCAUAGCUUGUGAGGCAUGUCUCCUCUUUUCUACUCCCUGGACACAGGAGCAAGUUGAAAAGGCUGCUGCAGUAUUCAGCUUAAAGUUGGAUAAUGGACACAAACUACUUUGCUUGUGGAUUGGCAAUGCCCGUAAUGAGACACUAGUACAGUUUCCACUAAACCUGCUCCAGCUUUGGUUGAUGGGCUCAAAAGCUCAUCAGUUUAUGUGGAUGGGAACCUCGAUCACUAUCACUACCUUACAUGGUUGAAUGCAAGGAUCUAUCAACUCAAUCUGCAAAAGAUUUGGAGUCUUCUUACAAAAUGCUAAUAGACAUAGUUCUAGGCUUCUAGCAUUAAUGUCUACCCACGAUCAGGUCUUGAUGAGGUUGCUGAUGUGGUUAAUAAUUCCCCAACUAUUGGUGGACAUCCUUCUGAUCCAGACUCUGUUGUUCUAAAUUGUGGGCUUUGUGGGCCACUGUUGGACUAUGGCUUUUGCUAUGGUUCCACAGCCUUUGGAAUUAUUGAAAUUAGUUCGAUGUUCAGAAGUCAUAUGCCGAAAUUAUUCAAGUAAUUAUGAUGAAAAUGCAAUUAGUUAUGUUAUGGGGACUCCAACAACCCAUCAAAGGAAAGAUCAGUCAGUAACCUUAAAUUUGGCAAUUGCAGGAGGUCCCCCCACCAAUAAAACAGAACUUCAGAGCAACUGUUUUUUUGCCCAUUAUUCACCUGGCAUUUAAGGGCUGAAUUCUCUCCUAGUUGUGAUGUUAGACAUCAUGCUUUAUCUAAAUUGUCAUGCACAAAUGAAGAAAAUGUUCAAUUCAAUUCAUAGAGAAAUAAUGUCACAGCAAGAAAUAAGUGACAUUGACAUUGACAUGCUCACUGGACAUAAUACUCAGCCAAAAUUUUUGGAGACAUCAAAAGACAAAAGAAAUGACAAUAGGAAUCACCUUUCAAGCGGUGGCAUUCAAUUAUCAUGUUUGAAUCAGGAGUCCAAUGAAGUUGGGGUUGCACCUGCCGAUGAGAAUAAUCAUGACAUAUCUCUGGAAGAUGCUAUUGGGGAAGUACUUCCUUCUGUGCAAGAAAUUAGUCCAUCCAAGGAUUCCAGGAUGGGCGAUGCAAUUGAGAACAUACAAAAUUUACCACCUGAUGGAGAUAGACAUGUUGUCUUGCCCAGGGAUGCUGAAGAUGUGGGAAUAAUCAAUUCAGAAAGAAUGGUUAGCAUUAGCUCUGAAGUUAGAGUAUCCAUUACAACUUCAGAUGCUAAUGGUACGGCCGAAACAAAGAAAUUAAAAAGAAUAACUCAUUGAUGAUGAUUGCAGCUGAGGAGGAAAAUGAAGUUUUGAGCCACGGUUUUGGCAAGUCAAGCUGUUCUCAUUCUCUUGUCAUCACAUUUCAUGAAUUUGAAAAUGCUUCCAUUCUCUUUGUUAUGUUGUGAAUUCAUGCUUUUUUAAAUCUUAACUUGUGACAUUUUCUAUGCAUCAUCUGUAAGCCAAUAGAGAUAAGGAUAGCCUAAGAGUCUCGAAGCGGAUCAGAAAAUGCUUUAAUAGCCAGAGAAAUAGGUUACAGAAAGGGUGUUGAAAGGAGGGAGGAGGAGCUUCAAGCUGCAGGAGAGGAGGUUAAGUCGAUCCUGAUAAAAGAAGAUCUAGAGGUCAGGACGGUGUCAGGGGAUGAGGAGGAGGAAGGAAGCCAAGCCGAUGAGAAUAGUCUCAUUUUGUCUCAACAAGCUGAUAAAAAAAGGAGGGGGACAAAGUGGAGCUUAUGAGUUUGGCGGAUAGGGAAGUUAGUAUUGGAAACAAUUUAGGUCUUUUCUUUUGGGGAGGUGCAGAGUUUGCUAGAAGAGCUUUCAAAGUCUUUGAAAAGAAGAAAAGGGAAGAGAGAGCAAAAGAAACUACGACGGAAGCAUGAUUUAAUUUGGGACGAGGACGAUGAUGAAUUUGACGAGGCGUUUGAUCCUGAAGACUAGACAAUGUAUGUGUUUGGUUCCAUGGGCAUUUAUGGAUAGGCUGUUUAUACGUACUUUUUCACUUUAAACAUUUAUUUGUACUUUUCCACUUUAAACGUUUCCCGUUUUUGUUGUUUGGUUGGGCUUCACUUUAAACGUUUUUUACUCUCCACCUCAGAUUAAUACCCAUUAAAGUGUGCCACAUCAGCAUUUAGUUUCAAGAAACGCUGGGGUGUUGGGGGAAACAAGAAUUUGACGUUUCCCCAAAUACCCCAUGCACAAAAAUCAAAGCGUUUCAGUUUUCUACCAU
This is a messenger RNA of Nelumbo nucifera (sacred lotus), 2664 nucleotides long. RefSeq lists its product as uncharacterized. Gene Ontology annotation, molecular function: zinc ion binding. Lineage: Eukaryota; Viridiplantae; Streptophyta; Magnoliopsida; Proteales; Nelumbonaceae. The record is from RefSeq and is a predicted model, not a curated record. Gene Ontology annotation, cellular component: nucleus.